This is a messenger RNA of Cygnus atratus (black swan), 3360 nucleotides long. RefSeq names its product C-type lectin domain family 2 member L-like. The transcript is spliced from 8 exons. The coding region runs from base 551 to 1315 and encodes 254 amino acids. The record is from RefSeq and is a predicted model, not a curated record. Lineage: Eukaryota; Metazoa; Chordata; Aves; Anseriformes; Anatidae.
AUUCACUAUGUAGCCAUGAGGACUUCAGCUCUGCACAUUGAUUCUCACCCAUAAAAUACGGAAAACAAUCAUUUCUCUCUCUGGUCUUAUGCUGAACUUUUCUACUUAGACCACAGUCUUUUCCUGGCAAAAUUACCUGUUGCUAUUGGUAUUUAGUAUACAGAGUCUUGUCCAGGAACUGAUGUGAAAGAAACAGAUAUUCUGGUUUUAUAGCUAUGCCUGGUUUCCAAACCACUGGUAGCAUAUUUUUCCAUCUCACUCUUAUUAAACACAAGUAUUUUAAACAGAAACAGGAGGACACUACUUCUUGCUACAGUACCUUUGCUACAGCAGGCAAUGUGGGGAAGAAAAGCUGUUAAACUGAUAAGGGAUAGGAAAAGAGACCUUGACAAGCAGGCAAGAGAUUAUUCAUUCCUGUGAAGGAAGGUGCACAGAUCUACCAGCUGCAACCACAACACCAAUGAACAGGAUGCUGAACAGGAAACUGAAUUGAGUAGCUCUGUCAAGCCCCUGUCAGAAUGACUCACCACUUUAAAAAGCCACAGGGGACAUGAUGACACCAACCUCAACUGGCAAAAUCUAUGAUUCACAACACUGGAACCUUUCACAGUUUGUGGUUGCAAAGGCUUCAAAUGGUUUUCUGCGUGGGUACAGAUGGCUGCAUGCUUUGGACAAAACAGCACUAGGUGUGCACUUCAUCAGCCUUGCACGGAGAGCUGCAUUCCCCUGGACAUUUGACCAUGCCAUCCAGCCAGGAUCUGUCGCGAGUAAAGCAGUUACCGUGCGUAACACACCGGACGAAAUACUUGUACAGAGCGGCAGCCCUCCUGGUGUGUUCUCAAAUAUCUGGUUCUGGCGAGGUGUUGCUGGAAUCCUCGUUGCUGCUGUCAUUUUGAUUUUGUGUAUUCACUUUGUAAACCGUUCUUCAGACAAAGAUAUUCCUGCUUGUCCGUCCCUGGAACUCUGUCCAUCAGAUUGGCUAUAUUUCCAGAAGAAAUGCUACUACCUCUCAGAGAGUGAAGCCAGCUGGAACUCUAGUCAGAACUUCUGCUCAUUGCACAAUGCUUCCCUCCUUGUGAUCGAAAAUCUUCAGGAACUGAGUUUUAUGGUGAAGAUAACAAAGCAAGACCCGUGGAUUGGACUCUAUAAAAUAAAUGAAGAAUUCUUUUGGGUAAAUGGGAGCACAUUAGAUAACAAGCUGAUUGAAGUAAAAGGCUCUGGAAACUGCGCCUACCUUGAGUCAAAAGGAGUCUCGGCCUCUGGAUGUUAUUUAACCAGGAAGUGGGUCUGUAGCUUGAGUACUAGCUUAGUGUGACAAUGGUGGGCGAAGUCACCACCUCUGACACCUAGAGCUCUGAUAUAUCUGCACAGUAUAUAUGUAUACUUUGGGACCUGGGAAUGCAUUUCAGCUCUUGCCUGGAAGUGAACGUGUUUUGUCGUAGCCGGGACUUUCUGCCCAUGGAGCAGGCUUCUGUUUUUUCACAAUGUCAUUUCAAUGUCUUUUCUCAGGGUCUUGAUAAAUUUUCUUGCCCCAUUUUUCUAGCUACUAAGCUACUGCUCAGCCUGUAGUUUCUUUUGUGUCAUCAGUAUUUCUUCCAUGAUUUCUUGUCUUGUAGGAUCCUAAGCAGCUGUUCUUUUCUUUUUGGUGUGUCAUUGGAGGUAUUUGUUCUGCUUUUCCCUUAUCCAAGCUCUGUGUAUAGGCAUGGUGUUAUACAAAGUGAAGUGGCUCUGCCUAAAGGUUUCUGUGUCUCCCAGAUACAGGGUGAUCCAGAAAUGAGCACUUUGGUUUUAGACAUGAGCAUUGUGGACUUUAUUCUCCCAGUUUGAUGGGGUGCCUCUUGUGUGUCUCUGCAUUGCAUUCAUUGUUUGUUGUAAUUGUUAUUUUGCAUUAAUUUUGUUUAAUUUGCUUGGUAGUAAUAUUGAAAUUCGUAUAGCUGCUUUCCUGAAGCUCUCCUUCCUGCAGCACCCAUCUUAGCGGAAAAAAAAAAAAGAGAGAGAGAGAGAAAAAAGUUAGAGUAUUAAUUUAUCUGAGGAUUUGUACAAAUGGGGAGGAAAAGUUCAAACUGCAAAAGUAAGGGUCCAAGUAUUAAUAUAGUAAAAUUAGAAAUAUCCCUAGUGCAAAUGGGAAAAUCUUGAGAAUAAGAGAAUUAAUAGUAAAGGAUGUGCCUUCAUGAUUUCCUCAUGUCUUGUGCCUAUCUGAGUUUGAGGAAUCUAAACAAGUGGUCAAUUUCUGGAUAGACAAUCAGUGUUUUGUUCUGUGUGCAUAUCAUUUUCAAUAGCAACAUACAGUGCUGUUGAAUGGCUAUCAGUCUAAACAGAAUGAGGGCACAAUCCCACUGAACUCUGUCCGUUCAUGUCUACAAGGUAAACUGAAGAUGGGAAGUGACAUUGAACUAGAGGAAGCAAAUCAGCUUGUUUUCAUGGAGGGACUAUUUGUAAUGGUUUUCUAGACAAGGAUCAGGAAUUCUCAUGUAUAACAGGGCAAAAUACUUCUUGCUCAGAAUAAAAUCUGGAAACAAUGGACUUUGUUUACUAAGAUUCCCUCUCCUUUAGGCAGCUCUGGCAGUAUACCUAGUACAGAAUGCCCCUGGCCAUAGAGGUUGUCCAUGUAUUUUGUUAGGAAAUAAGGGGGGUGACCUCUCAUCAGGUGGAAAUCAGUGUUGCUCAAUUGAUUCAAGUGUAAAUAUGCUACUCUGCAGAAGUGUAGGAUCUGCUGCAGUAUUGCAAUGCCCUUCUGCCACCUCUUCAGGCAUGCAUAGUUGACUUUUGUGAUGUGGUAUGCCACAGACUACAUGGGAUUUCUUAAAGAAGCAAGUGGAAUAACUUUUUGAGUAGCCACUAGAGUGCACUGUAGUUUCAGGGAAGGAAAGAUAAUUAUGUUUCUUUCAUUAUCAAGAGUGUAAAAUUGCACUAAAAGUUUUUUUUUGCAGUAUUAUAUUUUGUCCUAUUUCUAAUUAUUUUUUGCCUUCACUGUAUUUUUAUGAAAAUUUAAUUGUCUAUUUUUGUUAAUUGUUUUGUUUAUGCCUUCAUUAUUUUCUGUGACAGUAGGACUGUACUGUAACAGGAUUUUGUGGUACAGAUAUUGUUAAAAACUUGUGUCUUCUAGAUGUGAAUUUAUAUAUGGUCAUAAUUUUUCUGGACUACACUUUUUUAAUUGCAUGUGUUCUUUAUAAGCACAGUAACAGGACUCUACUGUAGCCAUAAUAAUGUAGCCAUAAUAUUCUAUGUGUUAAUUUAUACGUUACUUGUUUGUUUGUUUGUUUCCCUGCAAUGUUUUUAAAUUAACUAGCUCUGAAGGGUAUGGUAACGUGCAAUAGUCCUGAAAAGAUACUUAAUAAAUAUCUUUACAGAGCUUUUGAA